Molecule: messenger RNA, 1005 nt
Organism: Geosmithia morbida
Lineage: Eukaryota; Fungi; Ascomycota; Sordariomycetes; Hypocreales; Bionectriaceae
Product: thymidylate synthase
Exons: 2
Coding region: 1-1005 (334 amino acids)
Biological process (GO): dTMP biosynthetic process
Cellular component (GO): mitochondrion; cytosol
Molecular function (GO): thymidylate synthase activity
Source: RefSeq, a predicted model, not a curated record
AUGGCGUCGAAACAAGACAAUGCGGCCGUCACGGCUGCGCCCGUGAGAAAUCACGAAGAAUACCAGUAUCUGGAUCUCGUGCGCGAGAUUCUAGACGACGGCGAGCACCGCCCUGAUCGCACGGGAACAGGAACAUACUCCAUAUUCGCGCCCCGACCGUUGAAAUUCAAGCUGAACGACAACGGCAAGCCCAUCCUCCCACUUCUGACGACCAAACGUGUCUUCACGCGCGCCAUCAUCGCCGAGCUCCUCUGGUUUAUCGAGGGCAGCACGUCGUCUAUACCGCUGAGCGAGGCGGGCGUCAAGAUCUGGGACGGCAACGGCUCGCGCGAGUUCCUCGACAGCGUCGGCUUGGGCCACCGCGAGGUCGGCGACCUGGGUCCCGUCUAUGGCUUCCAGUGGCGCCACUUCGGCGCCGAGUACGUCGACGCCCGCACCGACUACCAGGGCCAGGGCGUCGACCAGCUGGCCGAGGUGAUCCACAAGCUCAAGAACAGCCCUUUUGACCGGCGCAUCAUCAUGUCAGCCUGGAACCCGAGCGACAUCAAGAAGAUGGCCCUUCCGCCCUGCCACAUGUUUGCCCAGUUCUACGUCUCGUACCCCGGCAAGAGGCGAAGCCCCCACGACGGACAGCAGCGAGAGAAACAGCAGGAAGACGGCGAUCAUGCCGAGAGAGGUCAUCUGCACUGCCAGCUGUACCAGAGGUCGUGCGAUAUGGGUCUGGGCGUCCCCUUCAACAUCGCCAGCUACGCCCUGCUAACCCACAUGAUCGCCCACGUCUGCGAUCUCGUACCCGGGAGCCUGACGCACGUCAUGGGAGAUGCACACGUCUACCUUGACCACGUCGAGGCCCUGGAGACGCAGCUGGAGCGUGAACCGCGUGCCUUCCCCGAGUUGGACAUAUCCAGGGAGAAGGGCGGUAGCAUCGACGGUUGGAAGGCUGAGGAUUUUAUAAUCAAGGGGUACGAGCCGCAUAAGUCAAUCGCUAUGAAGAUGUCUGUUUAG